Molecule: messenger RNA, 2517 nt
Organism: Leptosia nina
Lineage: Eukaryota; Metazoa; Arthropoda; Insecta; Lepidoptera; Pieridae
Source: the annotation of a GenBank genome assembly
AUGGAUAACGCGCGCUGUUUGCUGUUGGCUUUGCUGGCCGUACAGAAUCUCGGAAAAGAAGAGAAAGCUAUGUUCCGAGCUCAUUCGGACGCGUGCAUGUCAGAGUCUCACGUGGAACCCAAUAUUCUAGAAAACCUGCUCAAAGGCCACUUGGUGGAUGAUCCAGCCCUCAGGAGACAUGUGUACUGCGUCCUGCUCAAAUGCAAGCUGAUCGGAAAGGACGGCAAGAUGCAGAAGGCGGCCGUGCUGGGUAAGCUAGCGACGCGCAACGACGGAAGGAAUAUCACCAAGGUUUUGGAGAGCUGCGCAGAUCAGCCCGGUGACAACCCGGAGGACUUGGCGUGGAACCUCUUCCGCUGCGGUUACGACAAGAAGGCGGCCGAAUGGAAACCGAAAGCUAUAGCGAUUUUGGUCGGCUUGUCUCGAUAUAGAUUAGUGUGCGUCGCGCGCGUGGACAAGCCGACGUCGACGCCAUCUCUCCCUCGCCGGUGCAUCGCUCAGCGCCAGCACAUGUCCCGAGAUAUGCUGCCCGAAGCUGCAGAAGUGAUGCGUCGAGCGGCGUGCGGCGAUCUAUGCCCUGCGCCCGCGCCGCAAUCGCCCACUUUCAGAUCGUCAGAAAACAAGGAACUUCUCCGUCAACAGCUGCUCGCAGCGAGUAAAGACCGAAGUGAGAGAGUCGAGCCCAAGGCUAAGAGUCCUCGAAACAGGCAGAAGAAUAGAUGGAAGCUCAAAUUCCAUCAUCAAGCGUUGCCGCAAGAAUACCUUGAUCACUAUGAACAGACGCUUAAGGCUUCGGCUAAGAAAAAAUCUCAAGACAAACCUAAAGAGCAAACCGACGUAACCAGUGAAGCAUUCAAGCUGUGGGCGCAGCGUCUCGCCGGCGUUCAACCCGACGAAACCCUUAACCCUCCUCGAGCUUCGGACCAAACAGGGGCCAAGACUAAAGAGGAGAAAAAGAAGAAGCCUGCGAACCAUCCAAGCAAAGUCAUGACGUACGAGAAUUUACCGUAUAUGGGUGAAAUGACGCUCAACAACUCCAAACCGAGACGCGGUAGGAAACCCAAGAAGGCGGAUAUUUGUCAUCUCAUUUAUGAGAACUACGGAACUGUUGUACCCGGACAACCACCACCGCAGGACAAGCUAAACUCUAAUCUCUGCAAUUCUAUUAGAACAGAGACGCCUGUCAACACGUCAAAAACGGAUUUACAAAACAAGAUAAUCACGAGUCUUUUGGAGAGGAAACUCUCACAAGAAAGCAAGAGGAGACUGGAGAAUCCCACUCCGCCCAGAUUCUGCAGCCCAGACGAGCCUAUGCCGGAAGCGCCUCUCACGACUGCGGGGCCCCUGCAUAGCGACGACGAACCGUUGAACCUGUGCAUCAGAGACCUGCAUGACUUGAAGAUACAGAUACGGAAAAAGUUCGGCAACAUCUACUCGUCCAUACCGGAUAUCAAAAGUGAAGCGAUCGACGAAGAGGAAGGCAGAAAAAGCGAACAGCCGAAUGCCAUCUCGGUCAUCCAACGGAACACGAACGUUCCUCACACGGCUAGCAGUUCGCCUGACCUCUCGCAUCAGACUAGAAACGUGUCUCCAACACUGUCCGAGCCGGCCCGUUCGUCUCGCCUCAGUCCGGAGGACGACAAAUUCCCUGGCUAUGUGUACUGGCCCAACGCAGGGAUCUAUAUGCACCCACUAGCGCUACAGACACAACUAUUGUAUUAUCAGAGGCUAGCGGCCGCUGGACGGUCCCCCAUCGCUCGGGAUAAGGACGGAGAGACAUCCGGCACCAAAACUGUCGAAGACAAAACACUCGACGAAAACAAAAACAAACUAGUUUUAAAACAAAUAUCCGAACUAUUGGACCCUAAAAUGAUAAAAGAUGCAACGAAAGGACCUGAACCGGCAACUAAAAGAACUUCACCAAAUCCGCAGCGAGGCCCAGUUAAGAGAAAACGAUCGGCGAUUUUUAUUCCCCCCAUGCCCGUCAAAACUAACACGUCGACGCCAACCGCGGAAGUCAGCAUUUGUAAAUUUAAAUUUACCGGAGGGUCAAAACCGUCGUUGCAAGAGAAAAAAAUGCUCUCGGUCGACUCGGGGGGUAAUUUUAGGUACUACAGCGGCACGGGGAGCAAAAAUAGCAAGGCCUACGACUACAUCCAGAAGAACAGCGAAGAGCAUAUCGGUUUCUCUGAACCAACUCUCUUAGCGCCGGCGUCCGACGGUCUCGCGCUUAAAGAUGAGCUCAGCAAGAAGAAAAGGAAGUCGAGAAAGACUUUGCAGAGGGAGAAAUUAGAGCAGACAUUUAAGGAGAAGGGAUUUCUUAUACAAACACAGCAAUUGCAGUCGGCCGAGGGCGCCACGUACUGUAAGUUCAGACAGCUUAGAAAAUUCACGAGGUACCUGUUCAGAAGCUGGAAAGACUACCUUCCAGGGGAAUUAGACGAAAAGGCCGCGCAACAAAGCCAGGAAAGGCCUCAGCCUCCUCCGGCUGAUGAAGCCUCUUCUGACUGGAGGUGA